AUGGCAUCAGGCAAGUUGCAAGCUGUUGUGUCAGAGGAAAGGAACCCGCGGGGAAUACCAAAAGCGCCAUUUAUCGCAGAUGUCCAGGAAUAUGCUGGAGGAUCGGAUGGGGAUAUCGAGGGCCCGCUCAAAGCUUUCCAAGAUGCCAUGGCAAAGUACCGGUACAUGGACGACAACUUGGCACAGCGACGGAAAGGAUUAGAAGAGAAAAUUCCUGAUUAUAAGAAGACAUUGGAUAUGGUGGAAUAUCUGCAGGAGAGACGCGAGGGAAAGGGCAAGGCAUCGCAAGCUGACGAUAUCGAUGAUGACCUGGACAAUGAGGAUGAUGAUUCGUCCUCAAAACCAAUACGAACCACCUUCGAGCUAAACGAGACGCUGUAUGCCGAAGCAGAACUGGAGGAGACGGAUACAGUCUACCUCUGGCUCGGGGCUAAUGUUAUGCUGUCGUACAAGAUACCAGAAGCCGUCGCUUUACUAAAAUCCAAACUCGAGGCAGCCGAGACGAGUCUUCAAAAUACUAUCGAAGACUUGGAAUUUAUUCGAGAGCAACUGACGAUAAUGGAAGUGAACACCGCUCGUGUAUAUAACUGGGAUGUGAAGCGGCGGCGAGAGCGAAGAGAGAAGGAAGUCCGAGCAGGAUCGAGUGGUACAAAUGCAGGCGACAGUGGUUAG
Molecule: messenger RNA, 672 nt
Organism: Guyanagaster necrorhizus
Lineage: Eukaryota; Fungi; Basidiomycota; Agaricomycetes; Agaricales; Physalacriaceae
Product: Prefoldin subunit 3
Exons: 5
Coding region: 1-672 (223 amino acids)
Biological process (GO): microtubule-based process; protein folding; tubulin complex assembly
Cellular component (GO): prefoldin complex; cytoplasm
Molecular function (GO): tubulin binding
Source: RefSeq, a predicted model, not a curated record